This is a messenger RNA of Colletotrichum aenigma, 270 nucleotides long. RefSeq lists its product as uncharacterized. The record is from RefSeq and is a predicted model, not a curated record. The coding region runs from base 1 to 270 and encodes 89 amino acids. Lineage: Eukaryota; Fungi; Ascomycota; Sordariomycetes; Glomerellales; Glomerellaceae. The transcript is spliced from 3 exons.
AUGAGUCGACGUCUAACUUUGGGGGGUAACCUGACAUUGGAACCAUGUCCUGGCAAGCCACACUCUGAGCUUCUUCAGCCACGUCUAGCCAUAGUAAGUGAUGAUCCUCUAGAGCCUGACGGGGGCGAAUCCCCUGAUCUGCCGCUGCCCACAGAGAGACACACACACCUUCGUCUUGCAACCAAGUCGGCAUCAUCCCCGCUGCCGGCGCGAGCCGGCGAUCGGACAUUGGUGCGGCGGCUUGACUUGUCAGAUGCCCUUACGCACUGA